Orycteropus afer afer is the source of this 2223-nucleotide messenger RNA. The record is from RefSeq and is a predicted model, not a curated record. Lineage: Eukaryota; Metazoa; Chordata; Mammalia; Tubulidentata; Orycteropodidae.
AUGACUAAGCUGCAGGAAGCAGUGACAUUCAAAGACGUGGCUGUGGUCUUCUCUGAGGAGGAGCUGGGGCUGCUAGACUCUGCCCAGAGGAUGCUGUACCGCGACGUCAUGCUGGAGAACUUCAGGAACCUGGUCUCUGUGGGACAUCAGCCCUUCAAGCCAGAUGUGAUAUCACAGUUGGAGAGGGAGGAGAAGUUGUGGAUGAAGGCGUUCCAGACCCACGGAAGCAGGCAUUCAGGAGGCAGGAAUCAAAAUGAGACGGAGACUCUUCAUGAAGCAGGAUUAAGGUGCCUUUCACUGGGAGAGCUUUCAUGCUGGCAAAUCAGGGGACCUGUGAGCAAAUUAACUAGAAGACAAGACUCCAUGAUGAAUAUUCAAGAAAAGGGUGCUCAGUGUUCCAAGCAACGUGAUUCUCCCUGCCAAGCAGGGCCAAGAGUUUCUGAAGAUGACAGCUAUAUAAUGAAUCUCAUAGGGGAUGAUUCCAGUGUUACCAAAAAUCAAGAAUUUCCAAGUGGGAGAACUCAGAAUUCUUGGAGUAAAAUAUAUCUAAAUGAGACCCAGAAUUAUCAGGGAAGUUGUACGCAAACUCAAAUGAAAAGCAAAUUAUGUAUAUUUACUCCAUGUGUUGACAUUUUCAAUUGCAUUUCACACUAUCAUGACAAUAUAGCACACAAAAGAGAUAAGGCUCAUAAUGACAACGAUUAUGGUAAGGAUAUCUCACCUCUUAACCAGCAUACUAUAAUUCUCACAGGACAGAAAACGUACCAGUGUAAUGAAUGUGAAAAUGCCUUCAGUGACCACUCCAGUCUUGAACUUCAUCAGCAGGCACACUUGAGAAAGAAGUCCCCUACAUGUAGUACAUAUAGAAAGGACGUCAGUUAUGGCUCAGGUAUUCCAGGUCAACAAAGUGUUCACAGAGGGAAAAAACGCUAUUGGUGUCAUGAGUGUGGUAAGGGUUUUAGUCAAAGCUCAAAUCUGCAAACUCAUCAGAGAGUCCAUACAGGGGAGAAACCCUAUACAUGCCAUGAAUGUGGCAAGAGCUUUAAUCAGAGCUCACAUCUUUAUGCUCAUCUGCCUAUUCACACAGGAGAGAAGCCCUACAGAUGUGAUAGUUGUGGGAAAGGCUUCAGUCGUAGCACAGAUCUUAACAUUCAUUGCAGAGUUCACACUGGAGAGAAACCUUAUAAAUGUGAGGUGUGUGGGAAGGGCUUCACUCAGAGAUCACAUCUUCAAGCGCAUCAAAGAAUUCACACAGGAGAGAAACCAUAUAAAUGUGGGGAUUGUGGUAAACGCUUUAGCUGUAGCUCAAAUCUUCAUACCCAUCAGAGAGUCCACACUGAAGAAAAACCUUACAAAUGUGAUGAAUGUGGUAAGUGCUUUAGUUUGAGCUUUAAUCUUCAUAGUCAUCAGCGGGUCCACACAGGAGAGAAACCCUAUAAAUGUGAAGAGUGUGGUAAGGGUUUUAGUUCAGCCUCAAGUUUUCAGAGCCAUCAGAGGGUCCACACAGGAGAGAAACCAUUUCGAUGCAAUGUGUGUGGGAAAGGCUUCAGUCAGAGUUCGUAUUUUCAGGCCCAUCAGAGAGUCCACACUGGAGAAAAACCAUACAAAUGUGAGGUGUGUGGGAAGCGCUUUAAUUGGAGUUUGAACCUCCACAAUCAUCAAAGAGUCCACACAGGAGAGAAGCCCUAUAAAUGUGAGGAGUGUGGUAAGGGUUUCAGUCAGGCCUCAAAUCUUCAAGCUCAUCAGAGCGUCCACACUGGGGAAAAGCCCUUCAAGUGUGACGCAUGUCAGAAACGAUUCAGCCAAGCCUCACAUCUCCAAGCCCAUCAGAGAGUCCACACUGGAGAGAAACCAUAUAAAUGUGACACUUGUGGGAAGGCCUUCAGCCAGAGAUCAAAUCUUCAAGUCCAUCAGAUAAUUCACACUGGAGAGAAACCAUUUAAGUGUGAGGAGUGUGGGAAGGAAUUCAGUUGGAGCGCGGGUCUCAGUGCUCAUCAGAGGGUCCACACGGGAGAGAAACCAUAUACAUGUCAGCAGUGUGGGAAAGGCUUCAGUCAGGCCUCACAUUUUCACACACAUCAAAGGGUCCACACUGGAGAGAAGCCAUAUAUAUGUGAUGUCUGUUGUAAGGGUUUCAGUCAGAGGUCACAUCUUGUAUACCAUCAGAGAGUCCACAGUGGAAGUAAUCUGUAGAAAUGGAGGUGUGGCAUAGCCUUCAGUUAG